Molecule: messenger RNA, 6566 nt
Organism: Oncorhynchus nerka (sockeye salmon)
Lineage: Eukaryota; Metazoa; Chordata; Actinopteri; Salmoniformes; Salmonidae
Product: neurofilament heavy polypeptide-like
Exons: 3
Coding region: 139-5997 (1952 amino acids)
Biological process (GO): neurofilament bundle assembly
Cellular component (GO): cytoplasm; intermediate filament; postsynaptic intermediate filament cytoskeleton
Molecular function (GO): structural constituent of cytoskeleton
Source: RefSeq, a predicted model, not a curated record
AGCCUACAGCUGAUGCUAUACAUUUUCAGCACUAUAGACAGUUCCAUUCUGCAGCGUGAGCAGACAGAGGGGGUAUAAAAAGGUAGGAGCCGCGCUGCUUAGCCUGCACACCAACACUGCUUAGUUUACUGAGGCAAUAUGAGCCACAGAAUGGACUAUCAUUUGGGUUCUCCGCAUAGGGGAGCUCAAGCUGAGUAUUGCUGCUUUCAACCCAAACUGACCGGAUCCCCCUCUGCAUCCAGGACCGUUGGCUUUGAGUCGACUACCGCAUACACGAAAAGAGGAUAUGCGACGACGCUGAAGAGCGAAUUCGAAUCUGUUCCGAGAUCAUCUGAGAGCCUUUUCGAUUUAUCAAACCCAGUUACCGAGGUUUUGACAAAAAUGAAUGAGAAAGAACAGCUCCAUGGGCUGAACGACCGUUUCGCAGGAUUCAUAGAGAAGGUGCGUCAUUUGGAGCAUGAAAAUGAAUUGUUUGAGAGGGAAAUCGAGGAAAUCAAACUAAAGGCACAGUCCCCUGCGUCUCUGGCCCAGGGGCACGAGCCGGAGCUUAUGGACCUGAGGAACCUAGUUCAUGACAUCACCCUUCAGAAGCGUCAGAUCGAGAUAGAGCAUCAGAACCUGGAGGAAGAUUUCCUCACCUUGAGAGACAAGUAUGAGCAGGAGGCACGUGACCGCUCGAACGCAGAGAACGGCAUCCUUGUGCUGAAAAAGGACGCCAACGAUGCAUACCUCGCCAAACUUCAGUUGGACAAGAAAGCGCAGUCUUUGGUGGAUGAGAUCCACUUCCUGAAGAAGAACCAUGAGGACGAGGUAUCAGAAAUGGUGGCCCAGAUCCAAGAGGCUCAAGUAACGGUCAAGGCGCACGACUUUGGCAAACCUGACAUCACAGAGGCUCUCCGGGACAUCCGUGUGCAGUUAGAAGGUCACGCCACCUCCGACUUUCAGCAAGCCGAGGAGAGCUUCCGUGUCCAGUUCACAAAGUUAACCAAAGCGGCAGAAAGUAACAGAGAGGCGUUGAAGGCAACCCAACAGGAGAUCCAGGAGAAUAGAAGGCACCUGCAGGGGAAAACAAUUGAACUGGACUCUGGGAAAGGAAUGAGAGAGGCCCUGGAAAAACAACUACACGAGCUGGAGAAGCGUCACUAUGCGGAAAUGAUUCAUUACCAGGACACUAUCAGGCAGCUGGAGAAUGAGCUGACCAAUGCUAAACUAGACAUGUCUGGCUACCUGAGAGAGAACCAGGACCUGCUGAAUGUCAAAAUGGCUUUGGAUGUGGAGAUUCUCUCUUACAGGAAACUCCUGGAGGGUGAGGAGUCCCAUCUGUACACCAUCUCUGACACCCACAUCUCCAUGCCCUGCAUCUACCGCCAGUCCCCCGUCUACACCCUGCCUUGCCUGGCCCGGCAGGGAGGGCCCACACGCAGGUCUGAGCCCCAGUACAAGUUUGUUGAAGAGAUCAUCUCUGAGACCACCAGAGACAUGGAGAUGUCCGAGAUCGAGGAGACAGGCUCCGAGGAGACGGUCGGGGGAGAGGGAGACAAGUUGAGACAGAAGCAGGGAGAAGAGAGUGACAAAGCUGAGAGGAUGAGUGGGGAAGAGGAGGAUGAGGACAAAGAGAAAGCUAAAGGUAAAGUGGAUGUUGAAGUGGACGCCCCGGAGGAAGAGGGUGAACAGGAGGAAGAGUCUAAGAGACAGCAUAUGGUAACAUCAGCAGAGGUCGAGGUAAAUGGAGAUGGAGUUAGCCCUAGUGAGGGAGAAAAUGGAGAGGAGGGAGAUGAUGAAAGAGAGGAGGAAAAGGGGGGUGAGCCAGAUGCAAUCAAGAAGACAGAGGACAUUGACAGAGGUGAAAAUAAACAAAGUGAAGUCAAAUCAGCUGAGGCCACCAGUGAGGGAGAGAAGGAAAAACUGGACACAACAGAGAAGCUAGACAGCGAGAUAAAUGGGACAUUAGAAAAAGAUGACACCCCAAAACAUGACAAAUCCCAACUGGAGGUUCCCAAGAAUGGUGACAUCUCAACAGAACCCAAAACGUCAGAGUCAGAGGAUAGCAAAACAGGAAGUUCAAUAAAGGGUGAACCACAGGUCCCCACAGAGGACAUCUCCAAAGAACCCAAAAAGGUGUCAGAGGAGAGAAAAAAAGAAAGCCCUUUAAAAGAGAAAAAAAAGGUAGAUCUGAAAGAGGAGAGUGCCCCAACAGAGCAACAACAAGAUAGCCCUGAAGAAAGUCCCAUCAAAGAGAGAAAAAAGGUAAAUCUGACAGAGCAGAGUGCCCCAACACUGGAGCAGAAACCUGAUCAGAAGGAGCACAGAGAGUCAGACCAACCUCAAGAGGCAGAGAGUGCUGUGACAACACAAGAAGAGGAUCUCCCUGAGCCCACAGAGAAGGACAUGGAAUCCCCUGAUAACACUGCAGAGCUCAACAGCAGUUCAACCAAGGAGACAGUGGAGCAGGUGACGUCACCUGAUGAUUCUGGUGUAAAAACGACACAAGAUGAGAGAACAGUAGGAGGUAAAUUGCCAGACAGAAUUCUCAGCAUAACAAGUGAGUGUAAGGAAGACCUUGUGCAAAAGACUCCUAAACAGGAGGUGGGUCCGACAGAGCAAAAAGUGAGCAGCAAGGAUGAUAGUGUAAAAAGUGUUGUGCAGAAGGAACAUAAUGGCAGUGAAAAGGUCACAAAAGAUGUCUCAAUGGGUGAGGAAAAGGGGAAAGAAUCUGAGACAUCCCCUAAACCCGACGCCACUGUCAUUCCUAAAGAAGAAACAACCCCGUAUCCAGAGCAAACUGUCACCCCUAAAGAAGAAACUUCCAUUAAACCAGAACCAGCAGUCACCGCAAAAGAAGAAACGUCCCCAAAACCAGAACCUGUAGUCAUCCCAAAAGUAGAAACUUCCCCAAAACCAGAACUAGAAGUCACCACUAAAAAAGAAACUUCCCCAAAACCAGAACCAGCAGUCACCCCUAAAGAAGAAACGUCCCCAAAACCAGAACCUGUAGUCAUCCCAAAAGUAGAAACUUCCCCAAAACCAGAACUAGCAGUCACCCCUGAAGUAGAAACUUCCCCAAAACCAGAACUAGCAGUCACCCCUGAAGUAGAGACUUCCCCAAAACCAGAACUAGCAGUCACCCCUGAAGUAGAAACUUCCCCAAAACCAGAACUAGCAGUCACGGAUAAAUUAGAAACUUCCCCAAAACCAGAACUAGCAUUUACCACUAAAGAAGAAACGUCCCCAAAACCAGAACCAGGAGUCAUCCCAAUUGUAGAAACUUCCCCAAAACCAGAACUAGCAGUCACCCCUAAAGUAGAAACUUCCCCAAAACCAAACUCAACCAUCACCCCUAAAGAAGAAACGUCCCCAAAACCAGAACCAGCAGUCGCCCCUAAAGAUGACACAUCCCCUAAACCGGCCCCCACUGUCACUCCUAAAGAAGAAACAACCCCGCAUCCAGAGCCAACUGUCAACCCUAAAGAGGAAACAUCUCCUAAACCGUACCCCACUGUCACCCCUAAAGAGGAAACAUCCCCAAAACCAUUCCCGACUGUCGCCCCUAAAGAGGAGACAUCCCCUAAACCAGAACUAGCAGUCACCGCUAAAUUAGAAACUUCCCCAAAACCAGAUCUAGCAGUCACCCCUAAAGAACAAAAUUCCUCAAAACCAGAACUAGCAGUCACCACUAAAGAAGAAACUUCCCCAAAACCAGAACUAGCAGUCACGGCUAAAUUAGAAUCUUCCCCAAAACCAGAACUAGCAGUCACCACUAAAGAAGAAACUUCCCCAAAACCAGAACUAGCAGUCACCACUAAAGAAGAAACUUCCCCAAAACCAGAACUAGCAGUCACCCCUAAAGAACAAACUUCCCCAAAACCAGAACUAGCAGUCACCACUAAAGAAGAAACUUCCCCAAAACCAGAACUAGCAGUCACGGCUAAAUUAGAAUCUUCCCCAAAACCAGAACCAGCAGUCACCACUAAAGAAGAAACUUCCCCAAAACCAGAACUAGCAGUCACGGCUAAAUUAGAAUCUUCCCCAAAACCAGAACUAGCAGUCACCACUAAAGAAGAAACUUCCCCAGAACCAGAACCAGCAGUCACCCCUAAAGAAGAAACGUCCCAAACACCAGAACCAGGAGUCAUCCCAAAAGAAGAAACUUCCCCAAAACCAGAACCUGCAGUCACCCCUAAAGUAGAAACGUCCCCAAAACCAAACUCAACCAUCACCCCUAAAGAAGAAACGUCCGCAAAACCAGAACCAGCAGUCACCCCUAAAGAAGAAGCUUCCCCAAAACCAUAUUCAACCAUCACCCCUAAAGAAGAAACAUCCCCGCAUCCAGAGCCAACUGUCAACCCUAAAGAGGAGACAUCUCCUAAACCGUACCCCACUGUCACCCCUAAAGAGGAAACAUCCCCAAAACCAUUCCCGACUGUCGCCCCUAAAGAGGAGACAUCCCCUAAACCAGAACUAGCAGUCACCGCUAAAUUAGAAACUUCCCCAAAACCAGAUCUAGCAGUCACCCCUAAAGAAGAAACUUCCCCAAAACCAGAACUAGCAGUCACGGCUAAAUUAGAAUCUUCCCCAAAACCAGAACUAGCAGUCACCACUAAAGAAGAAACUUCCCCAAAACCAGAACUAGCAGUCACGGCUAAAUUAGAAUCUUCCCCAAAACCAGAACUAGCAGUCACCACUAAAGAAGAAACUUCCCCUAAACCAGAACUAGCAGUCAGCGCUAAAGAAGAAACUUCCCCAGAACCAGAACCAACAGUCACCCCUAAAGAAGAAACGUCCCAAAAACCAGAACCAGGAGUCAUCCCAAAAGUAGAAACUUCCCCAAAACCAGAACUAGCAGUCACCCCUAAAGAAGAAUCUACCCCAAAACCAGAACCAGCAGUCACCCCUAAAAAUGAAACAUUCCCUAACCCUGACCCCACUGUCACUCCUAAAAAAGAAACAACCUCUCAACCAGGGCCAACUUUCACUCCUAAAGAGGAGACACCCCCUAAACCGUACCCCACUGUCAACCCUAAAGAAGAAACUUCCAUUAAACCAGAACCAGCAGUCACCCCUAAAGAAGAAGCUUCCCCAAAACCAUAUUCAACCAUCACCCCUAAAGAAGAAACAUCCCCGCAACAGGAGCCAACAGUCACCCCUAAAGAGGAGACAUCCCCUAAACCGUAUCCCACUGUCACCACUAAAGAAGAAACAUCCCCUAAACCAUUCCCCACUGUUGCCCCUAAAGAGGAGACAUCCCCUAAACCAGAACGAGCAGUCACCGCUAAAGUAGAAACCUCCCCAAAACCAGAACUAGCAGUCACAACCAGAGAAGAAACUUCCCCAAAGCCAGAACCAGCAGUCACCGCUAAAGAAGAAACUUCCACAAAACCAGAUCUAGCAGUCACACAUAUAGAAGAAACUUCCCCCAAACUAGAACCAGCAGUCACCCCUAAAGAAGAAACUUCCCCAAAACCAGAACCAGCAGUCACCCCUAAAGUAGAAACUUCCACAAAACCAGAACCAGCAGUCACCCCUAAUGUAGAAACAUUCCCAAAACCAGACCCAACGAUCACCCCUAAAGAGGAAAUAUCCCCUAAACCAUACUCAACCCUCACCCCAGAAUCAACAACCACCCCUAAACCAGACUCAACCCUCACCCCAGAAACAACGACCACGCCUACGGAAGAGAGUGAAAUGAUAGGCAGUGGUGACAAAGCUAAGACAAUCACACCACCAGAGGAACAGAUGCCUGCAGUUGUAGAGAGCAAGGACUCACACAGGGGGGCGCCAGAAAGCAACACAAUUCAGGAGAAACCAGAGGAAAGUAUGGACAAAGAGCCUGAGAAGGUUACAGAUCCCAAAGAUGGACCACCAAAGACAGUUAGCGUGAAGACCAAGGCCUCUGAGUUAAAACCUGAACAUGUUGAGAUAUCUAUUACAAAGAUAUCACCAGUGAAAGAACAGGAUGUAUCAGCCGUGGGUUUGAAAGAUCAGUUGAUGAGAAGAUAACAGAACAGGUGCAAUUUUAAAAGGACUAGAACAGCUUUACAGGAGGUGCAUGGUUAGUGCAAGCCUAUAAAGCAAUAUGAGAACUGCUCCGCCUUAAGAUAUUAACUGACACUUAAUAUGUAAAGUAUCAUGGUUCGUGAGUGUCAAUUAUCACCAGGGCCGCAACUUUCACUGGGGACGGGGACGGGACAUGUCCCCCUCCCACAUUCUGAAAUUGUAUUUUUGUCCCCCCCGUUUCACAAAACGAGGCAGUGGUGUGCUUUUGGACCAUGUGGAUGCCUCCGAGUGGUCGAGUAGGCUGUUUGGAGUGUUUAUCCGACUGGAAAUUAUUUUAUUUUUUACAAUAAUAAUAACGCUGCCCCACUUCUAAAAUCAAAGUUGCGCCCCUGAUUAUGAGGCACAGUUAAUGAGAUAUGUACUGUAAUAUUGAAUGUAACAAAUCAAAAGCUGUAUUUUGCUGUAUCUAUUUACUUCUGACCAAUGGAUGAUAAUGUGCAUAGGGAUGAUAAUGAGAAUGGUUGAUAAUGUGAUUUGAUCAUGCCUGAAUGUGCUGAGCAAUAAAUGCUAUU